GCUGUGUUUAACUGAUUCUAGACGACGAUUCCAACGAGACGAGAGUUAAAUUACCUUAAUAGGUAUGUACUUGUACGUACAUGAAGUGAAGCGACAGUGGCUCGUGACAAGAUAGAGUUAUGUACGUGCGCCUAGGCGAAGCACCCUGCCCUGCCCUGUUACUGUUACCAUACGCCAAGUUAAGUUAGUUGCGCGUGCGCUGGCGUUAGAGCGACCGUGUCGCUCCGCGGCGUGAACAACUCCCUGAUAAUGUAAGUGCUUGAUCAUAAAAUCGCUGAAUUGUCUAGACUCGACAGUACAUUGAUAACAUCAUGGAGUGCUACACAUCCGACAGUUGUGAUAGCGAUAGCAGAGAACAAAAAACACUCGAUCUGUCUUACAAGUUAUUGGACUCGAUCAACUUAUCAUUAGAACUACAAGGCAUUGUUGAUGAGAAGAAUUGCGCACAAAAUUAUGAAACUGUGCUGCUGUAUAAUAACCAAAUUAAGAUCCUCCCAGAAGCAAUCAACAGAUUCUGUAAUUUGAAGAUUUUGGAUAUCAGCAAUAACAGGUUAAGUGUACUCCCAGAUGUGCUGAAAAAUUGCCCCCUGACGUCUCUGAUAGCGAAACACAAUCAGUUGACGAAUGAAUCUUUGCCAAAAUGUUUUUACACGGGGAAAAGUACGUUGAAGGAACUAAAUUUGAGCGGAAACCAGCUGAACUUUUUUCCAGAACAAGUAUUAGAGUUAACUUCACUGAAGUAUCUUUAUCUCGGUGGAAACAACAUAGUCAAUAUACCAAAGGAUAUAUGGAAGUUAAAUAGUUUGCAGAUAUUAGCAGUAGGCGGCAACCAAAUUAUAGAAGUCCCCGAUUCUGUGGGGCGACUGACCGGCCUUCAGGCCUUGGUGCUAAGUGACAACCAGAUAGAGCAGUUACCUGCCAGUAUCGCCAACCUGAAGCAGUUGCGAUCGCUUCACAUUCACAAGAACAGGUUGAAAACUUUGCCUACGCAGAUCAUCAAGCUAACAUGCUUGACUGAGUUGAGCCUUCGAGACAAUCCGUUGGUGGUGAGGUUCGUGCGAGACAUGACUUUACAGCCGCCAUCAUUGCUCGAACUCGCAGGACGCACCAUCAAGCUACAUGAGAUCCCAAUUCAGCCCGGAGACAUACCGACUACCCUUAUGCACUAUCUCAGUGCGGCGCAAUGCUGUGUCAAUCCUAAGUGCAAAGGAGUGUUUUUCGACAAUCGGGUCGAGCACAUAAAAUUCGUGGACUUCUGCGGUAAAUACCGCAUUCCGUUGCUGCAGUUCUUAUGCAGUUCGCGUUGCAUCACCGGCAGCUGGGAGAGCCGCGAGAUGGACUUCAAUCCUCAUCCGCAUAUGAUGCGGAAGGUGCUCCUUGGUUAAGAGGGCGCUUUCUGCUCACUGGCGCCGCCAUGACAAAUUUUAUCAAUAUCUUCUAAAUAGUGAUAACUAAAAAAGUAUACCAUAGGGUAUAAUAAUAAAUCUAUAUCCUAUUCAUCUUGGACUGAGACAAAAGGUAAACAAACCUUGAACAAAAAAUCAUUAUUUCUCGUUAUUCCUUUGUUAAUUUUGUUCUUACUUUCUGUUAAUGUUAUUUUUGUUGUUGUUGUUUUAUGGAGUCAUGUCGCUUACUUAAAUGUUUGGCUUGUUAAUUUCUCCUUUAUUUUUUGUUUACCUUUUGUCUCAGUCCAAGAUGAAUAGGGUAUAAUAGGUACUAUUUUAUAGUUCUAGCAAAUAAAUUGAUAAAAAAUGCGAUAGUGUCGCUAAUGUGCGGGUUGGCGCAGUCUUAAGCCAACCGGUAGUGGCGUAGCUACCGUAGGGCUAAAAUAAAUGGUGCCGCGCACUGGGAUCCAAAAACUCAGCGGCCCUCCGCCUGUAACGACCUUUAUUUUCGUUGAACUUUCAUAAUUUGACAUUGUACAUCCUAAACAGCUGAGAUGGGACCCCAGAUAUUUUUUUCACCGGGGCCUGUGGUGAUUUAGCUUCGUCACUGCCAGCAGCAUUUUAUAUUUUACAUAGUGUACCUUCUCAGCGUACAUAAUAUUGUUUGGCGGAUUUACAUAAUGGUGUUUUAGCAAUUUAGGGACGACGAACUUUAGGAUGUUAAAAAACUUUAUAUUUAGUAAUCUUGAAAAAUAAAAAUACACAUAAAUGAGUUAAUCCGCCACAAUGGGUUACUUACAAUCGAGCGAUCUUCCAGUAACACAACGAACUAAAAUUGUAUACCUUUAUAAUUGUAUUGUAUAGCUAUUUCAUUUAUUUGCCAUAUUUGUAUAUUGUAGAAUAUUAUUUGUAUAUAAGAGGUCAUAGCUUUAAAAUUGUAUCUUGUAACUAUUUUUUAUAUGGUUAUUAUCAUAAAAAUAGGUUGAUUUUCAUUAAGUAAUACAUUGCUCAAAUUAAUCGAGAAAUGAAUAUUAAAAUCAAAUAUAAUAAAAUACUGAUAAGCGUCUGGCAAAAGGUAUUUUUAAAUUUUCAAGAAAUUAGACAAACCAUAAAUAUAAUAAUAAAUUUGAAAAAAGCUUGUGAAAGCCUCUUAUUUUACUAUAUAAAUUUCUCAUUUAUAUUGUGAUGUGUAGGUUUACUGUACUAAUAUGUCCCUAUAUGAUAAUUAAAUAAAUAUUACUUGUUAUACUAUGACGUAACUAUAAAACUGAACUUGUGAUAUAUUAUUGAUUCAAAUAUAUAAAUGAGAUAUUAUGAAAUUAAACCUUUAUUAUACAGUUAAA
Plodia interpunctella (Indianmeal moth) is the source of this 2728-nucleotide messenger RNA. RefSeq lists its product as uncharacterized. Gene Ontology annotation, molecular function: protein binding. Bases 312 to 1385 code for a protein of 357 amino acids. The transcript is spliced from 4 exons. The record is from RefSeq and is a predicted model, not a curated record. Lineage: Eukaryota; Metazoa; Arthropoda; Insecta; Lepidoptera; Pyralidae.